Messenger RNA from Cylas formicarius (sweet potato weevil), 1405 nucleotides. RefSeq names its product heterochromatin protein 1-like. Gene Ontology annotation, biological process: chromatin organization; negative regulation of transcription by RNA polymerase II. Bases 128 to 925 code for a protein of 265 amino acids. Gene Ontology annotation, molecular function: chromatin binding. The record is from RefSeq and is a predicted model, not a curated record. NCBI's taxonomy places the organism in Eukaryota, Metazoa, Arthropoda, Insecta, Coleoptera, Brentidae. The transcript has 5 exons. Gene Ontology annotation, cellular component: pericentric heterochromatin.
UACUUUUGUUUUGUUGGUGUGAUAUUCUGUUGGUAUCUUGGUCAGGUUUUGUUGAUCGUAAGUGGCGUCUAUAAAAAAAUAUAUAUAUUAAGUUGUCCACCUACCGUUACCAAUCCGAGAGGGAACGAUGAAACGAAAAAGCAGCGCUAGAAAAAGUGGAAAAUUGGAUGAUCCAAGCAACGGUGUUGCGCUUGAGCAAAAUGAUGACGCCGACGAGCCGCAGGACAAGAAAAGCAGGAAAUCUGGCAAAGGAAAAAAAGCCAGAAACCAGGCAGACGGCACAAACAGUACGACUGAGACCAAAGAGGAAGGCUCUCGAGACAAUGCAGAAGCAGAUCCAUUGGCAGACUCAGAUAAUGAUGCUGAGUAUGAGGUUGAAGCAAUACUCAGCGAUAAGACACUGAAAGGUGUGCAUCACUAUCUCAUCCGAUGGAAGGGGUACACAGAAGAAAGCGACACGUGGGAACCGGAGGACACCCUGGACUGCGCAGAUCUCAUAAAGGAAUAUAAAAACAAAAAGAACGAUAAAACAAGCCUAAGGAAGACAGAGAAGAAGAAAAAAGAGAAGAAAGGCAAAGCGGCAGUUGAAUUAGAGGAGGAGACUUGGGACGAAAACCAAGAUUUUGAGGUCGAUCGCAUAUUGGACGUCUAUUUCCACAAGAACGGGAAGCGGGAAUUCCUCGUUUCAUGGAAGGGGUACCCCACGUCAGACAAUACCUGGGAGCCUGAAGAGAACAUGGACUGCAAGGAUCUGAUCAAAAAGUUCAUGGACAAGGUGGAGCGGGCCAAAAAGGUUGACAACAAAGAGCUGAGAGUGCAGAGGAAACAGGUGCAGAGACUGGACUUCGCCAUGCACCAAAGCGCCAGGCGACUCAGCAAACGGCACAGCGGAAAAGAGAGGGUGCAGUACCAUGACGCAGAAUAAAGUCAAAGGCAUCAAAAAUUGGUACUAAGUAUUUCAUGCUGUACAUAAUUAUAAGUGUUUUUCAUUUAAAAUUAAAGUUGAUUUUUGUUAUAUAUAUAUCUGGGCAGUAUUUUCUUUAUGCGUGGCGGUGUAAGACAGAGGACGCUGUUUUUUGCGACCACGCCAGAUAUCAUUAAAGGGGACUAUGUUCCGGUGUGCUUCCUUUAUGAGGACCGCAAUUGAAACGCUUACCUCGUUUUCCUAAAUUUGAAAACGGCGUCUGGUUUGCAUGCGGGUAUUUAGUUAUAUUAUCAAUUAGUUAUAUAGAUCUGAACUCCCCCGACGGAAAGCUAUUUUUAUUUAUAAAUUUUGUGCAUCACACUCGUACUAGAAGUAGUUUCAGUACGAGAACAAAAAGUUUAUUUCUAUAAAUUUAAGAAAGUUUCUUUUCUUCAUAUAAAAGUUAAUGUAGAUGGAAGUUUGUGUGUAUUGAAUAGUAAU